Messenger RNA from Candoia aspera, 1854 nucleotides. RefSeq names its product aryl-hydrocarbon-interacting protein-like 1. The coding region runs from base 1 to 1854 and encodes 617 amino acids. The record is from RefSeq and is a predicted model, not a curated record. Gene Ontology annotation, molecular function: peptidyl-prolyl cis-trans isomerase activity; protein binding. The transcript has 7 exons. NCBI's taxonomy places the organism in Eukaryota, Metazoa, Chordata, Lepidosauria, Squamata, Candoiidae.
AUGGAAGAAACUUACCUCCUUAAUGUGGAAGGAGUCAAGAAAAAGAUUUUACAUGGAGGCUACGGGAAACUGCCUGAUUUCCAGGAGGGGAGCAAGAUCAUCUUCCACUUCCAGACCCUAAAAGAUGAUUUUGAGCGGACAGUGAUUGAUGACAGUCGGAACACUGGGGUCCCCAUGGAGAUUAUUGUGGGGAAGAUGUUCAAAAUUGAAGUGUGGGAGACAUUGCUGACCUCCAUGCGGAUCAACGAGGUGGCAGAGUUCUGGUGUGAUGCCAUACAUACAGGAAUGUAUGCCUUGGUCUCCAAAGGCUUAAGGAAAAUUGCUGAGGGCAAAGAUCCUCUUCAGGGACAGAAGCACCAAUGUGGGAUGGGCAACAUGUUUGACUAUCACAGCACAGGCUACGAAGACCUGGACGAACUGCAGCGGACACCUCAGCCCCUCAUCUUCAUCAUGGAGCUUUUCAAAGUGGAGGACCCUUCUUCCUACAGAAGGGACACAUGGGCCAUGAACAAUGAGGAGAAGUUGGCUGCUGUGCCAAAACUGCACACUGAGGGCAACCGGCUGGUCUUGUCCAGGAAAUUCAAGGAAGCGGCAGAGAAAUAUCAAGAAGCUGUCAUCUGUUUGCGCAAUCUUCAGGUUAAGGAGAAGCCAUGGGAGGAAGGUUGGCUGAAGCUAGAGAAUCUCAUCACACCGCUCGUGUUGAACUAUUGCCAGUGCCAGUUAGAGCUAGGGGAAUACUAUGAAGUGUUGGAACACACCACGGCCAUCCUCCAGAAGAACAAUGAAAAUGUCAAGGCAUACUUCAAGCGGGCAAAAGCUCACGCUGCUGUUUGGAAUGAGAAGGAAGCUCGAGCAGACUUUUUGAGGGUGGCCCACUUGGAUCCUUCACUGGCGGCCGCGGUGAGGAAAGAGUUAAAGGUCCUUGGUGAGAGGAUGAGGUGGAAAUAUGUGGAGGAUCGCAAGAGAUACCAAGGUCUGUUCCCCUUCUCAAAAGGGGAAAGUGAGAUAUCUGAAGAAUCUUCUGUGGAAAAAGAGGAGCAGGCUAGCAAUGGCUUUACAGCAGAAAAGGAACAAAAUAAUCCAGAAGCCUUGAAGCACGAGAGAGGACUCGGGGCAAGAAAGAGAGAAACAGAUCAAGGAAUUGUAGUUGAUGAAGAGAAAGGGCUUUGGGUAAAGGUUGGGGGAAAAGAGAGAGAAGACUUUGUCCCUCAGAAAAAGGUAGAAGAAACAGUGACCGUAAAAGAAAGAGGAAUACAAGAUGACCAGAGGGAAAGACAAUUAUUUCUUGAGUCUGGAAAUUGUGUGGUAGAAAGUUCUGAGAAUGAACAACAGUUAGGACUGGGGCUACAGGAGCCGGAACUAGAGGCUGAAGCUGCAGAGAUGAAUUCUGAGGCCUGGGAUCAAAAUGGAGAUAGAGAUUUUGCAACACUGACAGGAAAGCAAAAGCUCAGAGCCACCCAUAGUAGCUUUGAUGGAAUGGCAGAUACGCCCAUGAAUGGCACAGAAGAAAGAUCCACAGAAGGACACUGUGAGACUGAAAGGAGGAUUGGGCUGGAGAUUUUCCCCAGAAAGGGAGAAUAUGAAGGAAGGUGUGAGAACAGAGAAACUGAAGCUCAUAAUUUUCAUAGGAAACAGGUCAAUGUGGAUUUUGGAUCAGAACAUGGCAAGGAAGGUAUGAGAGCCAUGAGUUUUGAAGAAGAGGAUUGCUCCCAAGUCCAACAAGAAAAGUCCAAAAGAGGAAUGGAGGUAGCAAAGUUCCUUGAGCCUGGGUCUCUCCUGGCACCAGGCUUUGACUUCGUCUGGACUCUGGCCACUCCUGGAUCACUCUUCCGGCAAGCACUCUGGAGUUACUAA